This is a messenger RNA of Trichoderma breve, 6738 nucleotides long. Its product is annotated as ATPase family associated with various cellular activities (AAA) domain-containing protein. Gene Ontology annotation, molecular function: helicase activity; ATP binding; ATP hydrolysis activity. Bases 1 to 6738 code for a protein of 2245 amino acids. Lineage: Eukaryota; Fungi; Ascomycota; Sordariomycetes; Hypocreales; Hypocreaceae. The record is from RefSeq and is a predicted model, not a curated record. The transcript is spliced from 6 exons.
AUGUCCACAAAGCCAGCUCUCUCCGGUCGCGCUGCAAAGCUUGAGAACCUCUUCUACUCGUUCAUCAAGGGCGAUCGCUCUGUGCAGAAUUCGCAAGAGGCCAAACAAUUCUUUGAGGCAGUGGAUGUUGUAUGCGAGCAUACUUCUGCUGUAGCCUGCAUCGAACACAUUAUUGGGAAAAAAGAGGGCUUAAGCACUGUGAGGGUCGCAAUUCGCAGCAACCUUUCGCGUGCAUUCAUCACAACUGCUACAACGGCCUUCCUCAAACGAGUCUUGCAUCAUGAUGUCAAAACCAUCAAUGACGGUCUGUUCCUUGAGAAGUUGCUUGUCGAAAUUAUGUCACCUUCUACCUUCUGGACUACGUUCCUUGGAUUCUAUCAAUGCAACCAACUCGAAGGCGACACUUUGGUUGCUUUUGCAUCUCUCUGUCUGGAGAUUGUGUCUUCGUCAUCGCCCGAUAUCCAAAUCCUUUCACACGAUGUGGAAUCCCUCAUGAAAAUCUCUCCAUUGACGAAAUCGCCAUUGGAAGAGGUGCGCACUCUUGGUUAUCGCAUCGAGAAGGUGAUCCAGCUACGCAAGGGACAAGCAACUGCAUCGGUUAAAAUGAACUACAGCCCUGGCGGCAGACAUGAUAAUGAUUUCGAGGACUUUCGCAAGAUCUCCAUAUUCCCAACAGCGGAUGAAGUGAGCUCAAAGGAAGAGCCGUUUCUCCAACGAUUGGAUGAUGUAUUUGAGAUUCCAAGAGAGUCACGUACAAGCAGCUAUAUCUCUUGGCUAUUCAGGCUUCUUCGCGAAGAUAUGCUGGCAGAUUUGAGAGAGGAUCUGCAGAUCGCAUGGGGUCAGAAAAAGGCCAAGUAUAAGCCGCUCUGUUUGGGCGGUCUCAGCUUGUGUCGAGAGGGGAUCAAUUUUCCUCAGAAUAAACGCUCUCCUGAGGCCAAAAAGAAGUACCUUGAGGAGUACAAAAACUUUGUGAAGCACGGUGCAAUCGGAGCUCUCUGUUUGGAGAAAGACAUCAUUGCUUUUGGCUCCAUCGUACGAGAUGUAAAUGGCCUUAUUAUGGAUCAUCCAGUGGUGGGCAUACAAGUCACCGACAAUGCUGGUCUGAAACUGGCCGUCAAGUUUUACGUCGUCGAUACCGCGACGUUUUCCUAUGAGCCAAUUUUACAGCGUUUGAAGGAAGUCACAGAGAUUCCGAUUGAGAAUGCAAUUCUUGAUCCGGCCGGACCUCCAUCGACAUACGACCCUCCUCCAAGGUUGCAGGCUUUCAUCCGGGAACUCAGAAAUUGUCGUCAAAAGGGAUUGGGGGCAGAUUUGGGACCUAAACUUGGCUUCAAGCGCACUAUACAUAUUCAAGAUGCACAGCUCGAGUCGCUCAUCAAGGGUUUGGAGAAUCCUGUGGGCCAAAUUCAAGGUCCCCCGGGAACUGGCAAAUCUUUUAUCGGGGCCAUAAUUGCAAAAGUCCUCAUGCAACUUACGGAAUACAGAAUCUUGGUUCUCAGCUAUACAAACCAUGCUUUGGAUCAGUUCCUCGAAGAUCUCAUGGAUAUUGGAAUCGAUGAAAACAACAUGGUACGAAUUGGUUCCAAAGCUACAUCGAGGACCGAUGCCCUACGAAUCGACAACCUCUCAAGAAUUCCUCAGGGUCGCUCCAGCCUUGAUAUCAGGCCAAUGCUAAAUGCUACGAGGAGCGAACAGCUAGACACGGCGACACGGUUGGACAAUCUUAUACAGUCAUUGAAGUCCCAGGUUCCGCUACAGGAAAUUCUGGAUACGCUGGAAUUUUCCGAUUCUGGAAUGCGCUACUGGAGCGCUUUCCAAGUCCCUGAUGGGGAUCAAAUAGCAGGAAAGAAGAAUAAGGCAUUAAAACCUGUUGACGUCUUUGAUCGCUGGUUGAAUGGAAAGAACUUAGGGUCUCUAGGGAUGUUGGCGGCACAUAUUGAUCCUGAAGACUAUCCAAUUUGGAAUAUUCCACCAGAACGCCGACAGACCCUUUAUAACGAAUGGGCGAAUCAGGUUCGUCAAGAGCAGAUCGACAGCCUCUUCAAAGAAAGUAAGAGGAACGUCGUGAAAAAUAGACGAAUCAUUGGCUGUACUACGACUGGUGCAGCAAUGUACCAAUCUAUCAUCAGAGCGGCUAGCCCAGAUAUUGUUCUUGUUGAAGAAGCCGGUGAAAUCCUAGAGGCUCAUGUCAUCACUUCUCUCAGCCCAUCUGUCAAGCAGCUGAUUCUUAUUGGCGACCACAAGCAACUUCGUCCAAAAGUCAACAACUACAAUCUCACUGUGGAAAAGGGCGAAGGUUUUGACUUAAAUGUCUCACUUUUCGAACGCCUCAUCAGGCAGGGUCACCGAUUUGCCGUCCUACAAGAACAGUUUCGUUCUCACCCUGACAUCUCACAAUUUGCUCGUCUUUUAGCAUAUCCGGAACUAAAAGAUGUACCAAAAACACACCACUACAAGCCGAUACGCGGACUGCAAAAGAGAGUUGUCUUUGUGCAUCACGAACAUCCAGAAGAGCAGUUAAAUAAUGUUUCUGACCGGAGAGAUCCGACCUCAAAGACCAGCAAGAAGAAUACCUUUGAAGCCGAGAUGGUCUUGAAAACGGUCAAGUAUCUGAGUCAACAAGGUUACAAGUCCGAGGAUAUGGUCGUUUUGACUCCGUACAUGGGUCAGCUGUCAUUGCUGAGACAAACGCUGAGUGAGAUAAAUGACCCAUAUCUGAACGAACUAGACACCCAUGACUUACUACGAUUGUCAACGGUAGAUAACUACCAGGGAGAAGAAAGCGACAUUGUGAUUAUAUCAAUGGCCAGAAGCAACAAAAAUGGCGACAUUGGAUUUCUAGUUGCCUGCGAACGAUUAGUGGUACUCAUGUCACGAGCGAGAAAGGGUAUCAUUUUAUAUGGAAAUAUGAACACCUUCCUGGCUAGCAAAAAAGGUGGUGAGCUCUGGAAGAAGUAUUUUGAUGCCAUGAAGGAGAAAGGAUUCUUGUUCGAUGGAUUACCAGUUCACUGCGAACAACAUCCAACCCGACUUUCUCUUCUCCAAAAACCGCAAGAUUUUGAUCAGCACUGUCCUGAUGGGGGCUGCGCAGAAUCAUGCGGCGCUGUUCUUGGCUGUGGGAAGCACACGUGCGAACGCAGAUGCCAUCGACUAACAGAUCAUUCACAAGUGCCAUGCACUAAAAUGAUGAAGAAGACAUGCGAGCGAGGCCACAACAUCAAAUAUCUAUGUGGAAAAGAGAACCAAGGCUGUAAGUCGUGCGCCAAAGAAGACGAAGAAAUGCGACGAAGAGUCCAGCGAGAUUUGGAUAUGGAGAAAAAGCGACAGGAGCGACAGGAUAGAUACCAGCGUGAUCUGCAAGAAAUGGAUGAUGAGAUUGAUCAUCAUCGGCGCAUAAUGAAAUAUGAGCAGGAGGAGGCGGACCAAGCAAAAGAACUUGCGGAGAAGAAAUCCCACCUUGAGAGUCUCAGACAGACAAAGGCCAGAAUAGAAGCCUCGAAAGCCGCAGCCAGCAAACAAAAGAACGCCAGCGACAAAGAACAAAAGAAAAGCCAACAGAAGCAACCGUCUACUAAUUAUGCGGAUCUGGAUCUCCCAGCGCAAGAAUGGGAGGACAUGAAGCGAGAUGAUGGAGCUCGCAACGACGCUUUGGAUGAUCUCAUGGGACUCAUUGGUUUGGAAUCAGUGAAGAGGGAGUUUCUCUCAAUCAAAACCGACGUCGACAUCAAAAUCCGUCAAGGAGUGGCUCUCUCCGAUACAAGGCUUAGUUGCUCGCUCCUUGGAAAUCCCGGCACAGGCAAAACAACCGUGGCCCGUAUAUGGGGAAAGUUCCUCACCGGAAUAGGAGCCAUUCCCGGUGAUUGCUUCAAAGAAACCACAGGAUCAAAGUUAGCGAACAUGGGUGUCAAAGGUUGCGAAGAUCUACUUGAACAGAUCAAAGAAGAUGGCGGUGGUGUCCUGUUCAUCGACGAAGCCUAUCAGCUUUCAUCCGGCAAUAGCCCAGGCGGCAAAGCAGUCUUGGAUUAUCUUCUUGCCGAGGUUGAAAAUCUUCGAGGAAAAGUUGUCUUCGUACUUGCUGGCUAUUCUAAGCAGAUGGAGUCCUUCUUUGCACACAAUCCUGGAUUUCCCAGUCGGUUCCCCAUUACAAUGAACUUUGAAGACUAUACCGACGAGGAGCUGCUGCGGAUCCUUAAGCGUCAGGUAAAUCGAAAGUAUAAUAACCAGAUGGAAAUUGAAGAUGGUCCAGACGGUCUUUACUUUCGCAUUGCUGCCCGCCGAGUUGGACGAGGUAGAGGCAAAGAGGGAUUUGGUAAUGCGCGAAGCAUCGAAAAUUGCCUUGCCCGCAUCGAAAAGAGACAGGCAAACAGGAUUCGACUUGAGCGCCGGGCCAAAAAAUCCCCCAACGACUUCCUCUUCACCAAAGAAGACAUCAUCGGCCCAGAGCCAUCGCUGUCUCUGCAGAGUUGCAAGGCAUGGAAGAAGAUGAAUGAGAUGAUAGGCCUCAAGGAGGUGAAAGAGCAAGUGAAAAUCUUACUCGACUCGCUGACGACAAACUAUGAACGUGAACUUGCUGAAGAGCCCCCGAUGGAGUUCACUCUCAACAGAGUUUUCCUUGGGUCCCCUGGGACAGGCAAAACUACGGUCGCUAAGUUGUAUGGCGAGAUUCUCGGAACCCUUGGCCUCUUGUCUAAUGGAGAAUUGGUGAUAAAAACUCCCGCAGACUUUAUCGGCUCUGCUCUGGGGCAAUCAGAGUCCCAAACGAAAGGGAUCCUUGCCUCAACAACCGGCAAAGUGCUAGUGAUUGACGAGGCAUACGGACUAUACGGCGGAAAGGGAGUUACCGAUCCUUACAAGACGUCCGUCGUAGAUACAAUUGUCGCAGAGGUUCAAAACGUGCCCGGUGAUGACCGUUGCGUCAUUCUCAUAGGCUACCAGGAACAGAUGGAAGAAAUGUUCCAGAACGUCAAUCCUGGACUAAGUCGACGGUUCUCGGUGGACACGCCAUUUGUGUUUGAAGAUUUUGACGACGAUGGGCUGAGACAAGUACUGGAUCUUAAGCUAAAGGCUUCGGGCUUCACUACCACGGGCGAAGGCAAGACAGCUGCACUCGAAGUGCUCAUCAGAGAACGAAACAGGCCUCAUUUCGGCAAUGGAGGCGCAGUGAUAAAUCUUUUGAGCAAAGCAAAGGCUUCUUACCAAAAACGGUAUUCCGCUAGAAAGAUAAAAAAGAGGAACCAGUUGGAGGCAGAAGACUUUGACGAAGAUUUUGAUAGAUCUACCAGAACAGAGACGAACGUGAAACAGCUGUUCAAAGACGACGUUGGGCGCGAAGAUAUCAUUCAAAAGCUUGAAAACAUUCAGUCACGAGUGCGACAACUGAAGGCUCUUGGAAUGGACGUCAAGGAAGAGAUCCCAUUUAACUUCUUAUUCCGAGGCCCGCCUGGCACAGGGAAAACGACCACAGCCAAAAAGAUGGGCAAGGUCUAUUAUGACAUGGGCUUCCUUUCCAAUGCUACAGUGGAAGAGCGUUCAGCCACAGAUUUGAUUGGGCAGUAUGUCGGCCAAACGGGACCGAAAGUUCAAGAGGUUCUUGAAAAGUCGCUGGGGAGAGUGUUGCUCAUUGAUGAGGCUUACCGAUUGGCCGGGGAUGGGUAUGCCAAAGAAGCCAUUGAUGAGCUGGUCGGCCUCAUCACAACGCCAAAAUAUCAAGGCAAACUCAUCAUUAUCUUGGCAGGGUAUGAACACGAUAUAAAUCGGCUUUUAGCCGUGAAUCCUGGGUUGACAAGCCGCUUCCCCGAAAGUAUCGACUUCAAGCCACUCGAGCCAGAUGCCUGUUUCAGACUUCUUGCUCACCUUGUGCGAAAAAGAAAAACGAAAAUCUCAAAAAGAGGCAAGGAUCUGGAUAUGAGUUGCUUGGAAAAUCCCUCUGCAUUGUUUCUCAGCGAUUGUACAACUAUUCUUGCUGAGUUAUCAAAAUCCGAUGGAUGGGCGAGUGCACGAGAUGUGGAACAGCUUGCCAAAAACGUCUUCCAAACCGUAAAUUUGGUGCUGCCGUCACUCAAGUUGGAAGAGAAAGGAGUUAUCCAGGAGCUUAAUAAGAUGCUACAAGAGCGUCAAUCCAGGAUGAACACAUCUGACUCCCCUGUUCCUAUGGAUGAGAAAGAAGCACAGUCGUCGUCCGCUCCACUGGGCCCAAGUCGAACCAGGACGAGUAUGCAAGCUCAGCAAUCCACGACUGUGGAUGAACGAAAUGAUAUAUAUGAGUCGACUGAAGAAGCGAAUAAAGAGCCCGAAUUACCAGACGAUCAAGAAUCUCGGCGAGUAGUGCGAGACGCAGGUGUAAGCGACGAAGUAUGGGAACAGCUGCAAAAAGAUCAAGCCAAGGAAGCACGCAAAAAAGCAGAAUAUCGCGACCUCUUGGAAGCCAGAAAAAGCGCUGAGGCUGCUCGAAAAAAGAUUGUACAGGAACUACUCAAGGAACAAGAGUUGAAAGAAGAAGGAGAACGUCUUAGACUCGAGGAAGCAAAGAAGAAGGCUGAAGCUGCACGCGAAAAGAUUUUGCGACAACUCAUCGAACAAGAAGAAAGGAGAAAAAAAGAAGUAGCGAAACAGGCAAAAAUCAGAGCUCUUGGAAUAUGUCCCGCGGGAUUUAAUUGGAUUAAACAGAAUGGAGGUUACCGGUGUUCGGCGGGAGGGCAUUUCUUGUCUGAUGCUGAGAUUGAUAAGCAUAUGCAGUAG